Molecule: messenger RNA, 858 nt
Organism: Peronospora belbahrii
Lineage: Eukaryota; Oomycota; Peronosporomycetes; Peronosporales; Peronosporaceae
Source: the annotation of a GenBank genome assembly
AUGUGUCUGCUAAGCUUCAGUGGCAUGUAUUUCUUAGCUAAACACGCUCAGACACCUGAACCACGUCGAGCUUUUCGUGAUCUGGUCUACUGCGCGCUACUGUUUGGUGCGGCCUCUGCAACUCGAUCCAACGGCAUUUUACUCUCGUUGUUUAUUGCGUGGCAUCGAGUGAUAGUUUCGCCACCACCAAGGAAGCUCAGCUGGUUCUUAGGAUUUUGGAUACGCACUGCAGCUCUUGGUGUGCUUGCUAUUGCACCACAAAUUGUGUAUUUUGCCUCUUCAAUGAUGCCAUACUGUCCGUCGCUCGUACAGUCUUUGGGUUGGAAAGUUUCGGAAUCUGUUGAGAUGAAGGACCGUAGCUGGUGCGCGAUGGCAUUUCCCAAUGUAUUCGCCAUGUACACGUUCAUCCAGAGCGAGUACUGGAAUGUAGGUCUCUUUCGCUACUACGAGCUGAAACAACUGCCAAAUUUCCUUCUUGCUGCGCCAAUCAUUGCUCUUAGCGUGCAUGCACUUCAAGGGUAUUUUCGAGGCAAUGUCGUGCCUGGACGGUUACGGGUCAAACUUCAACAACGGACGGGAGGGUGCAAUUGGCGAGGCACUGUGCUGACUCCAUAUUAUGCACAUUGGUUGUUCUUGCUACUAAAUGCGCUGCUCGUCGUUCACAUCCAGGUGACUACGCGACUAUUGUGCGCAUGCCCUCCGCUUUUUUGGCAUCCUGCUUCGUUAAUCUGUGAUACUGCGAUGACAAGGAAGAAGAAACCCGUUUUGACAAGAUAUGGUCGCGUUAUUAUCAGCUAUUUUCUCCUCUUCACUGUGCUCGGAAGUGUUCUCUUUUCUUCAUUCUACCCAUGGACAUAA